Molecule: messenger RNA, 1069 nt
Organism: Parasteatoda tepidariorum (common house spider)
Lineage: Eukaryota; Metazoa; Arthropoda; Arachnida; Araneae; Theridiidae
Product: dynamin-1
Cellular component (GO): microtubule; membrane; cytoplasm
Molecular function (GO): GTP binding; GTPase activity; microtubule binding
Source: RefSeq, a predicted model, not a curated record
UUGUCACCGCUGAUAGAUCCAACAAAGUUUUCAGCUGGUGCCAAAAUAAAGUACAAGCUGAACACAGAAGUAAAAAGAAACUUGUCUCUAACGCUGGUUCCUGAUGAAAAUGCAACGCACAUGAUCAUCGUAAACAUACUAGGUAUAAGAACAGCCAUUGCUAUACCUAAUCUCGCUUUGAAUGCAAUGAACAACAUUUUAUUAAAACAGUACAAAGAUCCCAUGGCGCAGUCUGUUACUUGUAUUCAAGAAGUAUUGAAGGCAGCUAUUGCAGAAGUCUCAAAGUCUUUGGACCGAUACCCAUCGUUGCGAAAUGAUGUGGUUUUCCUAAUCGGAGCAUCCAUAGAAAAGGAAGCAGGUAGUUGUAAAGAGAGACUUCUGUCCCACAUAGACUCCAAUAUGUUCUACAUAAACUACCACCAUCCAGAUUUUGACAGCACUGUGUGUGAUGUUUUGGCUCCUCCUGCUGGCCCAGUCAAACUUUGGGAGAAUUCAACAGUUGAAGAAGAAACUGUGGAAAAUACAGAAGAUGAUGCAAUUGGCUGCACUAUGCCUUCCACGGAAACUUUAGUGGCUGCCUUGAAAGCUAAUGAAAGUAAUCAAAAGAACGUUCACUGUGCUUCAGCAUUGGUGAUGAAAAUUCUUGAGCCUGUACAGAAACAAAUGGAGGACGUUGCUAUGAAGUAUAUAAUCUUCUUUUUAGUGAAAAAAGUAUUAGAUUUCAUUAAGAAACAUUUAUUGAAUGCACUUUUAGAAUCUUCUAAUUUUAGUAAACUUAUGGAAGAUUGUGAAGCAGACUUCUGCUGGAAGGAAGAAACUGAAACCACCUGCAGAAUAUUGCAAGAAGCACUCGAUGCUAUAAAAGACUUCUGAAACAAUUAUUUCCCCUAGAGGAUUUCAUCUCUUAACUUAAUCAUUCAGCUGUAUUAGUUUAUAGCACUUGUUCUAAUCAAAGCUAUCACUUAUAUAUUUUUUCAUACGACUCUUGUGCCUAUUUUGUAUUUUUUCACUUAAAAAUAUUUGAGUGCUUUUGUAAAAUAGCAAUAAAAUGUUGUUAUUUAUCUUUGAA